AUGCUUCCCAGCUGGCCUUUGCCGGAGUUUGACCCGAGUCAGAUCCGACUGAUUGUGUAUCAGGACUGUGAGAGAAGAGGACGGAAUGUCUUAUUUGACUCCAGUGCUAAAAGAAAGAUAGAGGAUGUUUCUGUGUCGAAACUCUGCAGUGAUGCUCAAGUGAGAGUUUUUGGGAAAUGUUGCCAACUGAAGCCUGGAGGAGACAGCUCUUCUUCCCUGGACAGCUCAAUUAACUCAUCCUCCUCGUUCUCUGAUCCAAAAGAACAAUGUCCAAAAUACCAGGGUUCUCGGUGCUCCUCAGAUGCUAACAUGCUUGGAGAGAUGAUGUUUGGCUCUGUGGCCAUGAGCUACAAGGGCUCCACACUGAAAAUUCACCAGAUCCGCUCACCUCCUCAGCUCAUGCUCAGCAAGGUUUUCACAGCUCGCACAGGAAGCAGCAUCUAUGGAAGCCUGAAUACGUUGCAGGACAGUCUUGAGUUCAUUAAUCAAGACAGCAAUACGUUAAAGCCUGACCACAGCACAAUUAUGAAUGGACUUCUUGGGAAUAUAGGUCUUUCACAGCUUUGCAGCCCCAGGCGGGCAUUCUCAGAGCAAGGUCCGCUCCGCCUGAUCCGGAGCGCCUCUUUCUUUGCAGUUCACAGCAACCCUAUGGAUAUGCCUGGGAGGGAGCAGAAUGAGGACAGGGACAGCGGCAUAGCGAGAUCGGCAUCUCUUAGCAGUCUGCUCAUCACUCCAUUUCCCUCCCCGGGCUCCUCGUUCAACAAAAGCUGUGCCAGCAGUUACCAGCGGCGUUGGCGUCGCAGCCAGACAACCAGCCUGGAGAACGGGGUCUUCCCUCGAUGGUCUAUGGAUGAAAGCUUUAACCUGUCAGAUGACAGCUCUGGUCCUAGCCCAGGGAUUGUUAGGAAGAAAAAGAUAGCAAUUGGAGUUAUUUUUUCACUCUCAAGAGAUGAAGAUGAAAACAACAAAUUUAAUGAGUUCUUCUUCUCACACUUUCCUCUCUUUGAGAGUCACAUGAACAAACUGAAGAGCGCAAUAGAACAGGCUAUGAAAAUGAGUCGCAGAUCAGCUGAUGCCAGCCAGCGCAGUUUGGCGUACACCAGAAUCCUUGAUGCCCUCAAUGAAUUCAGAACAACUAUUUGCAACCUCUACACGAUGCCACGGAUUGGGGAGCCUGUCUGGCUUACUAUGAUGUCAGGGACACCAGAGAAGAACCAGCUUUGCCAUCGCUUCAUGAAGGAAUUCACUUUCUUGAUGGAAAAUGCAUCUAAAAACCAGUUUUUACCAGCUUUGCUGACUGCAGUCCUGACUAACCACUUGGCCUGGGUUCCCACCGUCAUGCCGAACGGGCAGCCACCUAUAAGAAUCUUCCUGGAAAAACAUUCUUCCCAGAGCGUGGACAUGCUGGCCAAAACUCACCCCUACAACCCCCUCUGGGCACAGCUGGGUGACCUGUACGGGGCUAUUGGAUCACCAGUGAGAUUAGCAAAAACAGUUGUGGUUGGCAAAAGGCACGACCUGGUGCAGAGGUUGCUUUAUUUCCUUACUUACUUCAUCAGAUGCUCUGAGCUCCAAGAGACACAUCUUUUAGAAAACGGGGAGGAUGAAGCCAUCGUCAUGCCUGGAACUGUUAUAACUACCACGCUGGAGAAAGGAGAAGUAGAAGAAUCUGAGUAUGUGCUUGUUACAAUGCACAAGAACAGGGGCAACUUGCUCCCAACUGAGUCUGAGGAAGUGAGAACCUCCAACUGCAGCUGUAGAUACUGCAAAUGCCCCGUUUCCCUUGCACAAAACAUAGAGGGUGCUUCACAGCAAGAGAGGGAAGAUGCUCAGAACACUCCUAAGGUAGAGCUGGAAUCUUCCUCAGAUGAGAACAGAACUAUUGUUCCUGAUGACUGCCAGGAAGAUCCUGCUGAUGUUAACCAACCCAGACCCUGCCUGGACACAAAACUGGAGACAGUGGUGUGCACAGGGUCAGCAUCCCCAGAAAAACGUGUAGUGGCAGAACCUGGCUUGGAGCCCACAGCAAACAUGUGGGGCAGUGAAGAGUCACUGGAGCCAGGCACCCAGGCAGUCAGUGUCACCAGGUCACCUGGGAUUGCUGUGGAGAAGAAGCCACCAGAUAAGCUCUUCUGUGACACGUUUCCUUGCAGUGCUGCUGAAGCUCAGACAAAGGUGACUUUCCUCAUCGGAGACUCCAUGUCACCUGACUCAGACAUCGAGCUCAGAAGUCAGGCAGUAGUGGAACAAAUUGCCAGGCAUCACAGCCCGCCAGCAGUGGAGGAAGGAGUGUCUGCUGAUCAGAUCUGUGAAGCUAAACAAACUGUUGAGGACCAAAAUAGAGACUCUGGGACAGCUGAACCCUUUCCUCAAGUUGCUAGUGAGCAUCCGGGCUGGAAUCCAAACCCGUACAGGGCUGAGAGCAUGAGUCUGUUUGAUGAAUAUUUUACUGAUGAGAGUUCAAUCGAAACCCGGACUAUUGAUGAUAUUCCAGGGCAAGCAGCUACAGACCUUCUUGCUCACAACAGUAGGUUAGAGUUUUCUAAAAAGCUGUGUCCAAAGGCUAGCGAACCGCCUAGCGAGUUCUGUAAAUUUAUGGACUCUGUUCGACAAGAGACCUACAAAAACUGCUUUAAUGAGCAGGACCAAAGAGAGAAAAUCUCUAUCCGUGUCCCCCAUGGGGACAGAGAAAACGUAGAGAAAAAGGUCGCCCCGGGAAUUGAUUGGGACAUUCCAAGAAAUGAGAGUUCAGACAGUGCCCUGGGUGACAGUGAAAGUGAGGAUACAGGUCAUGAGCUAAGCAGACCAAGCGGAAACUAUUAUGGGGGAGAGCAAGAGGACUGGGCAGAAGAAUAUGAGAUUCCUUUCCCUGGGUCAAAAUUAGUUGAAGUGAACUCUGUCCAGCCCAGCAUUGCCAAUUUUGGAAGAUCCUUACUAGGUGGCUACUGUUCAUCCUACGUCCCUGACUUUGUUUUGCAAGGAAUAGGAAGUGAUGAAAAGCUGAGGCACUGUUUGGUGUCAGAUUUGUCUCAUGCUGUGCAGCAUCCUGUUCUGGAUGAACCAAUUGCAGAAGCUGUCUGCAUUAUUGCAGACACGGACAAGUGGACAGUGCAAGUGGCCAGUAGCCAGAGAAGAAUGAUUGAUAAUAAGCUGGGAAAAGAAGUGUUAGUCUCGAGCCUCGUCUCCAACCUGCUUCAUUCCACUCUUCAGCUUUAUAAGCAUAAUUUAUCUCCAAACUUCUGUGUCAUGCACCUGGAGGACCGGCUGCAGGAGCUCUAUUUCAAAAGCAAGAUGCUGUCCGAGUAUCUCAAGGGCCAGAUGAGAGUUCACGUCAAGGAGCUGGGCGUGGUGCUGGGGAUCGAAUCCAGCGACCUGCCCUUGCUGGCAGCUGUAGCAAGCACUCACUCUCCCUACGUUGCGCAGAUCCUGCUUUAA
This is a messenger RNA of Chaetura pelagica (chimney swift), 3435 nucleotides long. It is a transcript of the gene FNIP1, whose product is annotated as folliculin interacting protein 1. Gene Ontology annotation, molecular function: protein-folding chaperone binding; ATPase inhibitor activity. Gene Ontology annotation, cellular component: cytoplasm. NCBI's taxonomy places the organism in Eukaryota, Metazoa, Chordata, Aves, Apodiformes, Apodidae. The coding region runs from base 1 to 3435 and encodes 1144 amino acids. The transcript has 18 exons. The record is from RefSeq and is a predicted model, not a curated record.